AUGACAAAGGUCGAUGUGAGCGACUUGCUCAUCCUGCUCGGUGUUGCACUCGCAACAGCCGCCUACUUCACAAAGGGCAAGCUAUGGGCCGUCGAACGGAAAGCGCCCGUCUUUGCAUCAACCCUCGCAGCGGCUGGUCAAGCAGAGAAGACGCGCGAUAUCGUCAAGAAGAUGCGCGAGUCUAACAAAAAUGCCGUCGUUUUUUAUGGUUCACAGACUGGUACUGCUGAAGACUAUGCAAAUAGGCUAGCGAAGGAAGGUCAUGCAAAGUAUGGACUGCAGACGAUGACUGCUGACCUGGAGGAUUACGAGUACGACUCGCUCGACAGCUUUCCCGAAGAUGCCGUUGCUUUCUUUGUGCUGGCAACGUAUGGCGAAGGCGAACCUACUGACAAUGCUGUGCCGUUCUUUGACUUUAUCAAAGACCCUGAUUCGCAGUUUGCCUCAGGACAGUCGGCAGAGGAGACACCCUUGACGGCCAUGAAGUAUGUUGCCUUUGGACUCGGCAAUAAGACCUACGAACACUACAAUGCUGUUGUGAAGAUCUGCGACGCUGCACUGAGUAAGCUGGGCGCUUGCGCACUCGCACCGUAUGGCAUGGGUGACGACGCGGAUGGCACAAUGGAGGAAGAUUUCUUGUCAUGGAAGGAGGAGAUGUGGACGCAAGUCUCGCAAAAGAUGGGUCUUGAAGCACGCGAGGUACAGUAUGAGCCUGCGUUUGAGGUCACUGAAGACGAUGAGCUCUCACGCGAGUCAGGGUCUGUCUUCCUGGGUGAGCCCAGCAAAAAGCACUUGACCAAGGCUGCAAAGCCCUUCAAUGCCAACAAUCCCUUUUUGGCACCGAUUGCUACUUCUACAGAGCUCUUCACCGUCAAGGGUCGUAAUUGUAUGCAUGUCGAGUUUGACUUGGCAGGAUCUGGUGUCAAGUACAAGACGGGCGACCACCUCGCACUCUGGCCCAGCAACGCUGAUCAGGAGGUUGAGCGACUCUUGCGUGUGACUGGACUCACCAGUAAGCGACACACAGUCAUCCGCGUUCGUGCACUCGACUCGACCGCUAAAGUGCCCGUGCCGCAACCAACGACGUACGAUGCAGCUAUGCGAUACUAUCUCGAAAUUUGCGGUCCAGUAUCGCGUCAGUUCUUGAGCACGCUUGUACAGUUUGCACCAGAUGAGAGCAGCAAGUCAGAGAUGGCUUUGCUCAGCUCAGACAAGGAUGCUUUCCAUAAGAAGGUCUCAGUUCCGCACUUCAACCUGGCACAGCUGCUCGAGUCCAUCACCAGCAAGACCUGGAAUUUGCCCUUCUCUGUCAUCUUGGAGGCCUUUGGCAAAUUGCAGCCUCGCUACUACUCCAUCUCUUCUUCCAGUCUCGUUUCUCCCAAUAAAGUUUCUGUCACUGCCAUUGUUGAGACAAAGUCGUUUCCCGGCCACAAGAAUGUCCUGAAUGGUGUCACGACCAACUACCUACUCGCUCUAUCGCAACUCAAAAACAACGUCACAGAUCCGCAUCCAUAUGGCGUUGGGUAUGAUCUCGCUGGACCACGGGAAAAGUAUAGCGGCGCCAAAAUUCCCGCACAUGUGCGACAAAGCAACUUUAGAUUGCCUGCAGAUCCAAGCGUGCCCAUCUUGAUGGUGGGACCUGGUACGGGUGUCGCGCCCUUUAGGGCAUUCGUUGAAGAGCGUGCAAAACAAGCAGCAGAGGGUAUGCAAGUGGGCAAGACGAUGCUGUUUUAUGGCUGUCGCAGCCGCAACGAGGACUUCCUGUAUAAGGAUACCUGGCCGCAGUACCAGCAAGCGUUGGGUGAUGCAUUUGAUAUGGAUGUUGCCUUUUCACGGGAGGGCUCACAGAAGGUGUAUGUGCAGCAUCGUCUCAAGCAGCGUGCAGAGGAGGUGAAGCGGAUCUUGGUGGAGGGCAAGGGGAAUGUGUACGUCUGUGGUGAUGCGUCACACAUGGCACGCGAUGUAAACAAUGCACUGGUGGAGAUUCUGGGUGAUUCUGCGGUACAGGCUCUGCGGACACAGACCAAGUACUUUGAGGAUGUCUGGUAG
Messenger RNA from Protomyces lactucae-debilis, 2049 nucleotides. RefSeq names its product putative NADPH cytochrome P450 reductase. Gene Ontology annotation, cellular component: cytosol. NCBI's taxonomy places the organism in Eukaryota, Fungi, Ascomycota, Taphrinomycetes, Taphrinales, Protomycetaceae. Gene Ontology annotation, molecular function: NADPH-hemoprotein reductase activity; FMN binding; flavin adenine dinucleotide binding. The record is from RefSeq and is a predicted model, not a curated record. The transcript has 2 exons. Bases 1 to 2049 code for a protein of 682 amino acids.